AUGUCGGUUCAGGGUAUCUCCACCGACGAUUCCUUGUCCCUGACGGACUGUCUUCCCUUGAAAGGCAGCGGCCAUAUCCUUUCUAAGACUCGCAAUCGAAAGGUGGCUGUGUAUUUGGCAUCUUUCAACGUUGUCCAUAUCUCUGAGCCUGAUACGGAGGGCACGGUACAGAUUUUGAAAAGGUCACUAAUCGAGAAAGGCUUGCUUGAUGACACCAAUACAGCAAUGACACUUCUCAAGCAAGUGGCAUUUCUUCCCUUGGCAAUCAUCCAAGCAGCGGCAUAUAUCAAUAAGAACCUUAUUGAGUUAUCUGACUAUAUCGAGCUCCUCCAAAUUGACAACAAGACCUUGGUCUGCAUGGCAGACGUAGCAUGGAUCUACGCGGGCCAAGGGCGCUGGAGCGAAGCCGAGGAGCUGGGACUGCAGGUGCUGGAAAUCCGAGAGCAAAUACUAGGGCCAGAGCAUCCCGAGACUCUGGCUGCCAUGGCGAGUUUAGCUACAACUCGUUACGAACUUGGAAAGUGGAAAGAUUCCCAGGCAAUGAGAGAGCAGGUCCUUGAAAUUCAGAAGCGCGAGAGAGGGCCUGCGCAUCCGGUCACCGUGAAUAGCAUGUCUGAUCUGGCCCGCUCAUAUUCCAAGCUUGAUUAA
Molecule: messenger RNA, 648 nt
Organism: Aspergillus calidoustus
Lineage: Eukaryota; Fungi; Ascomycota; Eurotiomycetes; Eurotiales; Aspergillaceae
Source: the annotation of a GenBank genome assembly